CUGUUAAAGCUUUGAAUAGCGUUUCCGCUCGUGGACCGGAAGUGCUCUUGGUGGCGGCGCGGGACGCCAUUUUAGCUCAUUCAUCUUCACAGGCGGUGAGAUUUCCUGAUCGAUACGGAAAUAAACGGCAAUAAAGAUGGUUAAGAUCUUUGUUGGCAACCUAUCCUCGAGCACGACCACGGAAGAUCUGCGCUCGCUUUUUUCUCAGUACGGCAAAGUAAAAGAGUGUGACGUCCUGAAAAAUUAUGGCUUUGUACACAUGGACGGUAAGCAGGAGGCCGAAGAGGCUAUUCGCAAACUGCACCAUCAUGAGCUGAAAGGUCAACCUAUAAAUGUGGAGAUGAGCAAAGGAAAACCCAGGGGCUCAACCAAGCUGCACGUGAGCAACAUCGGCAGUAACUGCACCAACCAACUGCUCCGGGAUUUGUUUGAAAAGUAUGGUCCUGUAGUUGAGUGUGACAUAGUGAAAGACUAUGCCUUUGUACACAUGGAGCGAAUGGAGGAUGCCAUGGAGGCCAUCAGUGAGCUGGAAAACACAACCUUCCAAGGCAACCUGAUCAAAGUGCAACUAUCCACGAGUCGCCUCCGCACGAUACCCGGCAUGGGAGACCAAACUGGCUGUUAUGUCUGUGGAGAGCAGGGCCACUGGUCCAAAGAUUGCAGACGUGGUCAGAAUGGUAGCUAUGGUGGUUCGGGGGGAUUCCAUGGCGGUAGAGGCCCCCCGAGGGGUGGGCCAAGUUAUGGCAUGAGUGGCCCUGGAGGUCCUCCUAGCCGAGGCUACCCAGCAGGGCCACACCCCCCUCCCCCACCUAUGAGCCGGCGUCCCAGCUACGGCGAGUACGGCGCAGAUGCUCGAGAUCGGUUCCCCAGCAGGCCGCCGAGCACCUAUCCAGAGAGGCCGCCCGCAUAUGACCGAGAUCGUUACGGAGGCAUCGAUUUCUACGAGAAGUAUCGGGCUCGUCCGGUUGGCUCUAGCCCUUUUGCGGAUAGGCCUCUCUCUAUCCCCCCUCCUCCCCCUCCCCCUUCUUCUUCUCUCUCAAGGAUUCGGUUGGCUCCUCCCAGCCUUGAUCCCUAUGAACGACGUCCUCUGGCGCCCCCACCUCCCACAGCAUCGGCAUACUUCUCGCGGGACCGUAGCCCAAUCAGGCGUGUGGGCACGGGUUCAGAAGGCUACUUGUAUGAGCGUUCGCGACUUUCCCCGGUCUCGAGGAGCUCAUCAUCAUACCCCGUGCCGCGAACCAGGGACAGCUACACCGAGCGGGUUCGAUACGCAUACUAAGCCACACACAUGCUAAGGUGUUCAAAUGAUACAGCUUUCCUUCCACCUAUAUGACUUUGAUCAAAAAUGACCCAAGAUGCUGCGCUGGAUUUAAAAGACGGAGGAUUGAAAAGACACUUUGAUCACAAUUAUUCGAUCUGCUUCUAAAUAUUUUACCCAUAUUACACACAUACAGAUUGAUUUUCCCAUUAUUAAAGCAUAUUUUUGUCACCUGUGCAUAAGUUAGUGUUUUGUAGAUGGGUUUUGCCUCCAGUAUCCCAGAGGUAAGGUAAAAUAUCUGAUGUCAGCAUCAUUUUUAAGAUUUAUUAAUAGCAAAUAACCAUAUUCGAGUGAGGCUUUUUUGUUCUUUAGUGUUCUUGUGAUCCAUUUUUUUUCUUUGUCAAGAUUUUCUCCAGCUGUUAGGUCUGCUUGCCACUAAAUAUUUUGACUUUAAUUAAAAAUAAAGGGAUAGUUCACCCAAAAACAAACCUGUAUUUUUGAGAAAUUUUUAUAACCAAACUGAUCAUAGGGCCCCAUUGACUUGCAUUGUUUUUUUUUUUGGCCCUACUGUGGAAGUCAAUUAUGCCUCAAAAUAUCUUUUAGUGUUCAUCAAAACAAAUAAAUUAACACAGGUUUAUAACAACGUGAAGGUGAGUAAAUUAGGACAGAAUUUUCAUUUUUGUGUAAACUACCCCUUUAAGUUUUGUAAGGACAAUCUGUUUUUUUUUUCCUUUUGGUGAUUUUAUUUUUUUAUUUGGGGCAGUGGCCAUCUGUAUUUGAAUAUUACAGCUGCAAAAUGCUUUAAUGAAAAAUAAAUUCAAAUCCAACAUUCCAACUUCAUAUCUGCUACAGGUGAUUGGUUUUAUGGAAAUGUAAAAAAAAUCAGAGUUGAGAUUCUCAUCUGCUCGAAGAUGCUUGUCAUUCAUUUGGUUGUUGUGUCUAUUUGGUACAGUUAAAGGUGGGACAACUUGUUAUACUUUAAGGUUUUGUGUAAAAUUUAGACGUUUGGUUUAAUUUGACUUUUUUACUGCUUGUUCUUUUAGAUGUGAUUUCAUCACAACGUAAAAAUGUUGGGCAGUUAAUGUGGUAUGGGUGAUCAUUUUUGUAGCCCUAUCUGGUUUUGGACCUGAUUUUUCUGUUUGUGCUUACCAAUGACUGUUUGUGGCAAGGGAUUUUAAAUUGUAUGAGGCACCUGAAUGUGUGAAGAUGGAAAUAUGGACUGUACGUGAGAGUGAAUUAGGAACGUGCAGACCAACUCUCACUCAGGGCUUUAUUCACCUUUCGAGACUGCUGACAUUUAUUAGCGUUUCUUCUUUAUGGGUGCCUUGGGAAGCUCUGUGAAAAUGUUUAUAAAUUUGAUUUUCUGUAGUUUGUACAUUUCCUACAGAAGUCACGAGUGUGUUUUAUGAAUUAUCUUUUGUAAUAAACCAAUAUUUUGGUGACAAA
Molecule: messenger RNA, 2704 nt
Organism: Misgurnus anguillicaudatus (oriental weatherfish)
Lineage: Eukaryota; Metazoa; Chordata; Actinopteri; Cypriniformes; Cobitidae
Gene: rbm4.2
Product: RNA binding motif protein 4.2
Cellular component (GO): nucleus
Molecular function (GO): zinc ion binding; mRNA binding
Source: RefSeq, a predicted model, not a curated record